UGACGACACGUCUUGCGAGACAGGUUAUAUCGCAUGGACCGAAAUGCUUUCAUCGUCACACCCUCGAUGAUAAGGCGUAACGGCUGGCAACCGGACAUCCAACAUGGCGAAUGUCACAGACGCAUUCUGUGUGCCAGGCGCCACAAACUUUAACAAGGCUUAUAGCCGGUUACACGGCUACAUUGCUUUGGUCAUUUGCGUUGUCGGAUCAGCCACGAACUCUAUCAACAUUGCAGUACUCAGCCGCCGCGAGAUGACCAGCACCACUAACUCCAUCCUCACCGGCCUCGCCGUCGCAGAUCUCUUGGUCAUGCUCGAAUACAUACCCUACGUGAUACACAUGAAUAUCAAAAUUGGCCCCCAAAUCAAUCAGAAUACCUACACGUGGGCCGUUUUUGUCUACUUCCAUUCCAUCUUCAGUCAGACUUUCCACACAAUAUCGAUCUGGUUAACAGUGACGCUUGCAGUGUGGAGGUAUGUCGCUAUCGCUUAUCCUCAAAGGAACCGGACUUGGUGUAGCAAGAAAAACACUACUACAGCUAUAGUGAGCGCGUAUGUGAUUUGCCCGUUUCUUUGUCUUCCUAUUUAUUUCGCAAUGAAUAUAGUGCCAAGUGAAGUGACGCAACACAACAAUUCCGAGUUCGCAGAGGACUUGGCUCUGCCAGAUAAUCGGACCGUUUACGUGUUAGAAAUGUCUAAGAACGUACAAUUCGUUACAGCUGUUAUGUGGAUAUACAGUGUUAUAUUAAAACUCGUACCUAGUAUAGCGUUAUCAAUUCUAAGUUUGUGUCUAAUUUCAAAAUUGACUAUCACGGAAAGAAGAAGGCAGAUACUUUUGAAACGUUCAACCGUGGGACCAAACGAGGCUGAGAAGCAGUGCCUAGCAGAGGAGCCGAGCGCGAGGCGCUCGAGCCGCACGGACCGCACGACGCGGAUGCUGCUGGCGGUGCUCGGCCUGUUCCUCUCCACAGAGGUGCCUCAGGGCCUCCUGGGUCUAGCCAGUGCACUCGCGCCCGAUUUCUUCACUCACUGUUAUGGAAUGUUCGGCGACCUCAUGGACGUGCUGGCCCUGUUCACAUCGUCGGUGAACUUCGUGCUGUACUGCAGCAUGAGCCGGCAGUUCCGCAGCACGUUCGCGCGCCUCGUGCGCCGUAUGCUCUCUACGCCCGAAGAACCGAACAAGUUCGCCACGAAACUAGAACCGACCACGCAGGUGACCGGGCCGCUAUAGCGACAAAGUCCCGCCCUCAUAAGGGUGGUGGAGGAGAGUGUUAUUUAAAAUCAAACGAAGAGAAAUGUACUCCCUCUUAUAAUAAACAUCGAUAUUCGAGUAAGGACUACAGAGUAUCAUG
Cydia amplana is the source of this 1352-nucleotide messenger RNA. It is a transcript of the gene NGR-A13, whose product is annotated as G-protein coupled receptor dmsr-1-like. The transcript has 5 exons. Gene Ontology annotation, cellular component: plasma membrane. Gene Ontology annotation, molecular function: G protein-coupled peptide receptor activity. Gene Ontology annotation, biological process: G protein-coupled receptor signaling pathway. Lineage: Eukaryota; Metazoa; Arthropoda; Insecta; Lepidoptera; Tortricidae. The record is from RefSeq and is a predicted model, not a curated record. The coding region runs from base 104 to 1231 and encodes 375 amino acids.